Messenger RNA from Salvelinus sp. IW2-2015, 416 nucleotides. RefSeq names its product WD repeat domain 83 opposite strand (gene wdr83os). Gene Ontology annotation, cellular component: endoplasmic reticulum membrane. The record is from RefSeq and is a predicted model, not a curated record. Gene Ontology annotation, molecular function: protein folding chaperone. Gene Ontology annotation, biological process: protein insertion into ER membrane. NCBI's taxonomy places the organism in Eukaryota, Metazoa, Chordata, Actinopteri, Salmoniformes, Salmonidae.
GCCCCGCCCCUUCAUUCACCGAGCUAGCUGACGGGUCCCACUCCACACCGUUUUGACACUACAUUUAUCCUUAAAAAUAUCUCAACAAGAAGGACAUUAUGUCCGCAAACAACAUGUCAGGCCCACAAAGGGUAAACAAAAUUAUCCGAUACAAGGCCCCCAGCACGGAAGCAAACCCCACCCUGGAAGACCCUACUCCAGACUACAUGAACCUACUCGGCAUGAUCUUCAGCAUGUGUGGCCUGAUGCUGAAGUUAAAGUGGUGUGCGUGGAUAGCAGUGUACUGCUCCUUCAUCAGCUUCGCUAACUCACGCAGCUCAGAAGACACUAAACAGAUGAUGAGCAACCUGCUGUCCAUCUCAGCCGUGGUGAUGUCAUACCUCCAGAACCCCCAGCCCAUGUCGCCACCGUGGUAA